AUGUUCGAAUUCACAUUAGUGUAUGUGCCCCAAAAAGCAGUGAAAGGACAAGUAUUGGCAGAUUUCUUGGCCGAUCACCCUGGUAUCACCCUCAGGGAGGAAACGAUUAAUUUUUGUGACAUUGACAUAUGGGAGAUGUGGUUCGACGGGUCCAGGACGAGCCAGGGGGCAGGUGCCGGAGUACACAUCAUCUCACCCCUGGGGGCAUCUUACCAAUUGUCAUUCAGAUUCCAGUUUGAAUGUACCAACAAUCAUGCAGAAUACGAGGUCCUAAUAUUCAGUCUUGAGAUUUUAGCCGAGCUGGGGGCAAAGGCGAUCAACGUAAAAGGCGAUUCUUUGUUGGUCAUCAAACAAGUGAUUGGAGAGUUCAAAUGCGAGUCCGAGUUAUUAAUAAGAUACUGCAAUAAGGCAAGACACUUGAUCGAAGGGUUCCAGGAUACGAGGGUAGAAUAUACCGAAAGGGCCGAUAAUGGUGUCGCGAAUGACUUGGCUCAGCACGGUAGUGGAUACAAGGUAAAUCUCCAGUUCGAUGCGAUAGAAAGAGAAACGCCGAAUCUCCACACUAGGGGCAUCACCAUCGAUGAGAAGAAAUUUUCUAUCUACCAGCUGGAUGUUACCCAAGAUUGGAGGGCCGAGCUCAUGAAUUGGUUCGAAAAGCCAGAUCCCACGAAUAGAAGGUUGAGAACUUUAGCCCUCAAUUACGUUGUAUUAGCCGGCGAGUUAUACAAGAAAGGUUUCGAAGGGCUACUCUUCAGGUGCAUCGGCCCAAAAGAAGCAAUGCUUACGAUGGCCGAGGUACAUGAAGGAAUAGCGGGCGAUCACCAGGAAGGCCCUAGAAUGCGAUGA
Messenger RNA from Mercurialis annua (annual mercury), 846 nucleotides. RefSeq lists its product as uncharacterized. The record is from RefSeq and is a predicted model, not a curated record. Bases 1 to 846 code for a protein of 281 amino acids. Gene Ontology annotation, molecular function: RNA-DNA hybrid ribonuclease activity; nucleic acid binding. Lineage: Eukaryota; Viridiplantae; Streptophyta; Magnoliopsida; Malpighiales; Euphorbiaceae. The transcript has a single exon.